AUGGCCGCAGACCAGACGUUCUCACGGGAGAAAGCCCAAGGAGCCCUCGCUGGAACACAAGACAGCAGCUGUGAGCAGUGGCACAUGAGCUUCAGGGCGUUUAGCGGCUCGGGGCAGUCGGACCCUGUGGAGGACCUGAGGAGGCUCUAUGAGCUCUGCUAUCUGUGGCUGCGGCCAGACCUGCACACCAAGGAGCAGAUUCUGGAUAUGCUGGUGAUGGAGCAGUUCAUGAUCUCCAUGCCACAGGAGCUCCAGGUCUUAGUGAAGGAAAGUGCUGUGCAGAGCUGCAAAGACCUGCAGGAUGUGCUGAGAAGCAGCCAGCGGCCCAAGAAAUGGACCAUAGUUAGCAUAGAAGGACAGGAAUUUCUCAUGCGAAGUUCAGAUGUUCAGAUGGCCAACGCCGAGGCUGGUGACAGGGAUCUUGUGACAGACUUGUCGAAGAAGCCCCAAUCCUCUGGGUGUGAGAUACAUCCAGAGAACAUCCAGGUCAACAGAGAGCUACAGAACCUGCCAGGAACCAGUGAACCAUCAAAGAGGCAGACUUCAGACCUCCGAGUUCACCAGCGAAUCCACACAGGCGAGAAGCCUUACUGUUGUGAAAUCUGCCUCAAGACGUUCACCCACGACUCCACCCUGCGGAGCCACAAGAGGAUCCACACAAAGGAGAAGCCCUAUGUGUGUGAAGAGUGUGGGAAAGCUUUCAGCCACAAAGGGAACCUCAAUGUUCACCAGCGCACCCACUCUGGGGGACCUGAGAAUCUGCAUUUGGAAGAAGUUCCCAAAUGA
This is a messenger RNA of Felis catus (domestic cat), 786 nucleotides long. Its product is annotated as zinc finger and SCAN domain-containing protein 5B. Lineage: Eukaryota; Metazoa; Chordata; Mammalia; Carnivora; Felidae. Gene Ontology annotation, molecular function: DNA-binding transcription factor activity, RNA polymerase II-specific; RNA polymerase II cis-regulatory region sequence-specific DNA binding. The record is from RefSeq and is a predicted model, not a curated record. Bases 1 to 786 code for a protein of 261 amino acids. The transcript has 4 exons. Gene Ontology annotation, biological process: regulation of transcription by RNA polymerase II.